This is a messenger RNA of Diospyros lotus (date-plum), 3645 nucleotides long. RefSeq names its product probable inactive receptor kinase At5g10020. The transcript has 3 exons. Gene Ontology annotation, molecular function: ATP binding; protein binding; protein kinase activity. The coding region runs from base 246 to 3416 and encodes 1056 amino acids. Gene Ontology annotation, biological process: protein phosphorylation. NCBI's taxonomy places the organism in Eukaryota, Viridiplantae, Streptophyta, Magnoliopsida, Ericales, Ebenaceae. The record is from RefSeq and is a predicted model, not a curated record.
CACACACACACAAAACCCUCUCUCUCUCUCUCUCUCAAAUAUAAAAAACCCUACUUUUCUCUUUUGGUACUUUGCUGAGCUUGCAGACCUCUCUCUCUCUCUCUCUCUCUCUGCAAUGUCCCAUUUCAAUUCAACUUCCUGCAAUCGGUUGGGUCACUGAGGACUUUGUGAGUUGUAGCUUUCCAGAAUUCGAAUUUGUUUUGCCCAAAUGAAGGAUUGAUAGGGUUUUGGUCUCGCGUUCAGCUAUGAAUCUCACUCCCAUUUUCGCCCGCUUCCUCUCUCUGCUGCUCUUGUCCAGCUUUGUGUUCUCGUCUCAGGACGAACUUCGCUCGCUAUUCGAGUUCAGGAAAGGGAUCCGAGGAGAUCCGCUCGGGAAGGUCUUCAACUCGUGGACUCCGUCCUCGGCCGAUCCACAAUCUUGCCCCAACUCCUUCUUCGGCGUUUCCUGCGACGACGCCGGAAACGUUACGGCCAUUGUGCUCGAGGGGCUCGGCUUAACCGGUGACUUGAAGUUCUUCACGCUCAAUGGGUUGAAAAUGCUGAAGAAUCUGAGUCUGUCUGGGAAUCACCUCUCCGGUCGGCUCGUUCCGGCCCUGGGGUUAAUGACCACUUUGCAGCAUUUGGAUCUGUCAGGUAAUCAGUUUUAUGGACCAAUUCCGGCUAGGAUUAACGAUCUCUGGGGACUGAGUUACCUCAAUUUUUCCUUGAAUAACUUCACGGGUUGGUUUCCUGGUGGAAUUCGCAAUCUGCAACAACUGAAGGUGUUGGACUUGCAUAGGAAUGGGCUUCGGGGGGACGUUCAGGAACUGUUUUCGGAGCUCCGAAAUGUGGAGCAAGUAGACUUGAGCUACAACAUGUUCUUCGGAUCCCUUUCGAUGGAUUUGCAGAACCUUUCGAGCUUAGCAAAUACUGUGCAGUACUUGAAUUUGCGCCAAAACAGGUUGAGCGGUGGGUUCUUUAAGGAUGAAGCUGUUUCAUUGUUUCGGAACUUGAGAGUUCUGGAUUUGGGUGAUAAUCUGAUAAGUGGGCAGCUGCCUUCUUUUGGGUCAUUGCCAAAUCUUAAAGUUCUGCGCAUGCAAAAUAACAGCUUGUAUGGGGUAAUACCAGAAGACCUGUUAGAGAGUUCGAUUCCUUUGGAAGAACUGGAUCUCAGUGGCAAUGGGUUUUUAGGUCCAAUCCAUGUGAUCAAUUCUUCAACCUUGAACAUUUUGAAUCUUUCAUCAAAUGUGCUAUCUGGUUCUCUUCCUUCUUCUGUGGGAAAAUGUGUCAAAGUGGAUUUAAGCAGAAAUAUGCUCACAGGUGAUGUAUCGGUUAUGCAAACCUGGGAAGCAGCUUUGGAGUUUCUUGAUUUAAGUUCAAAUCGGUUGUCAGGAAGCAUUCCUAACCUAACGUCACAGUUUCUGGGAUUGACGACCCUCAAUAUAGGAAAUAAUUCUUUACUCGGUGCCUUGCCACCAUUGCUGUUGACAUCUCCAAAGCUCUCUGCAGUUGAUCUGAGUUUGAAUGAACUUGAUGGGCCUAUUCCACCUAGUUUUUUUACAUCACUGACCUUGACAAGCCUCAACCUUUCAGGAAAUCAUUUGACAGGGUCAAUUACACUUCAAGAGUCACAUGCAAGUGGAUUGUUAGUUCUACCUUCUUAUCCACUGAUGCAGUCUCUUGAUCUGUCUAAUAAUUCGCUAACAGGUAUGUUGCCUCCUGAUAUAGGCAGCUUGGGUAGGCUUAAGUUGCUGAAUCUUGCUAAGAAUGGCUUACAGGGACCAAUCCCGGAUGAAUUAAGCAAGCUUACUGGCUUGGAGUACCUGGACUUAUCCAGAAAUAGUUUCAGUGGGAAGAUACCUGAUAAGCUUCCACCAAGUCUAAAGGUCUUUAACGUGUCUUACAACAAUCUCACAGGUCAGAUUCCAGAAAACUUGAGAAAAUUUCCUAAGAGUUCAUUUCAACCUGGAAACUCUUUCUUGAGCUUACCUGAUGGCGAGCCAUCCCAGAGUGACACUCCUGUUGAAGAUCCAAACAGAGGGAACCACCACAGCUCAAAAUCAAGUAUUAGAGUUGCUAUUAUUGUUGCCUCAGUUGGGGCUACUUUGAUGAUUGCCUUUGUUCUGCUUGCUUACCAUCGAGCACAACUUCAAGAUUUUCGUAUAAGAAGUGGGUUUAGUAGCCAACCAAGUGGCAGAGAUGUUAAACUAGGACGAUUUUCUAGGCCUUCUCUUUUCAAGUUCCAUACAGAUGCUGAUCCACCACCUUCUUCUUUAAGUUUUUCCAAUGAUCACUUACUAACCUCAAAUUCAAGGUCGUUGUCAGGGCAGAGAGAGUUCAGUACUGAAAUUGUUGAACAAGUUAUUCAUGAUCGAGGUGCUACUCAAUCAUCCCUGAAUCCCAAUCUACCAGAUGCUCGCCAAACUAUUUCUGAGAGAAAGUCUUCUUCAGAUUCCCCGGUGUCCUCUUCACCGCGUUUUAUUGAUGCAAUUGAACAGCGUGUCACACUAGAUGUAAAUUCACCAGAUCGAUUGGCCGGAGAACUGUUCUUCCUGGAUUCUUCUCUAGCAUUCACAGCUGAGGAGUUGUCACGAGCUCCAGCAGAAGUUUUAGGCAGAAGCAAUCAUGGCACUUUAUAUAAAGCUACCCUGGAUAGCGGGCAUAUGUUGACUGUGAAGUGGCUGAGGGUGGGAUUGGUCAAACACAAGAAAGAAUUUGCCAAGGAAGUUAAAAAAAUUGGAUCAAUCAGACAUCCCAACAUUGUUCCUUUACGAGCUUAUUAUUGGGGACCAAGGGAACAAGAGAGACUUAUUUUAUCAGACUAUAUACAGGGAGACAGCUUGGCCCUGCAUCUUUAUGAGACAACGCCUCGGAGGUACUCCCUGCUUUCAUUCACCCAGAGGUUGAAAGUUGCUGUGGAUGUUGCUCGGUGUCUGAUGUACCUUCAUGAUAGAAGCCUACCGCAUGGAAACUUAAAGCCUAGUAAUAUACUCCUGGCAGGGCCUGAUCUGGAUGCUCUUGUUACUGAUUAUGGACUACACCGGUUGAUGACACCAGUUGGCAUUGCCGAGCAGAUACUAAACCUGGGAGCACUUGGAUACCGUGCUCCCGAACUAGCUACUGCAGCCAAACCGCUGCCUUCAUUUAAGGCUGAUGUAUAUGCAUUCGGUGUGAUCCUAAUGGAGUUGUUGACGAGAAGAAGUGCCGGUGACAUUAUAUCGGGUCAAUCAGGUGCUGUCGAUCUUACUGAUUGGGUUCGGCUAUGUGACCAAGAGGGACGAGGAAUGGACUGCAUCGACAGGGACAUUGCUGAUGGGGAGGAGCACUCGCAAGCAAUGGAUGAAUUGCUCGCAAUAUCGCUAAGGUGUAUUCUCCCUGUAAAUGAAAGGCCUAACAUCAGACAAGUCUUCGAGGAUCUCUAUGCUAUCUCAGUUUGAAAGUGGCGUACAUGUCUUGGAAUCGGUUUUUUCUUUCCUUGACUUGUUCUUCUCUCUCUGUUUUCUUUCAUCCUUUAUAAUUGGUUUUCCUUCCUCCUAAUGUUGUCUAAUCCUCCUCCUCUCAUUCUUUUCUCAAAUUUUUGUGUAAAUGAACCGUCGACCCCCCAUAGUGAUUGUUAAUCCCAGUUUGAUCUUGCAAGUGAAAUGAUUGCUAUUCAUUUGUUUUUUC